Messenger RNA from Chinchilla lanigera (long-tailed chinchilla), 1465 nucleotides. RefSeq lists its product as uncharacterized. NCBI's taxonomy places the organism in Eukaryota, Metazoa, Chordata, Mammalia, Rodentia, Chinchillidae. Gene Ontology annotation, molecular function: DNA binding. Gene Ontology annotation, cellular component: nucleus. The record is from RefSeq and is a predicted model, not a curated record. Bases 263 to 1384 code for a protein of 373 amino acids. The transcript has 2 exons.
UAGUUUCUUGCCCUCUGCAGGUUCCGCUUCUCUGCCUCUUCGCAGUGGGCGGGGCUGGCCCGCCAUUGUGGCCCUUGACCUCCCCAGGCGGUAGGGGAGGACCCCGGACGCCGGACUCCCGGAGCCGGGGCUUGUGUUAACGCAGAACCUCCAGAUGGAUGCAGAUUACUUUCUAUCGUCCUGUGCUACAUAAUGACGUCCUAGGAGACAACCGACCCUGUGCAAGACGGUGGCCAGGGCAGCCAGGGUUCUCUGGUUCACCAUGGCCCCUCCCUGCACGAAAGCCACUGCUAAAGUGACCAGUAAGCGUCCCCGUCGGGUCAUUGACCUGGAAACGAAAUUAAAACUGAUUCAGGAUUACGAGGGUGGAAAGCCAGUGAUGGUCAUCGCCCGCCAGUCAGGCAUGUCCCAUUCUACCAUUGCUACCAUCCUGAAGAACAGGAACAAGGUGAGGGAAGCCCUGAGAGGCUCCGCGUCCCUGAAGGCCACAAGGCUGACGAAGAUCCGCGAGGGCCCCAUAUCGGACAUGGAGAAGCUGCUGAUGACCUGGAUCGAAGACCAGACGCGGCAGCGCGUCCCCCUCAGCACCGUGAUGAUCACGGCCAAAGCCAAGAGUCUGUUCGCCAUGCUGAAGGAAAAGGCGGGGCCUGGAUACAACGUGGAGUUCAGUGCCAGCUCUGGGUGGUUGAAGAGAUUCAAGAACCGCUACUCAUUACAGGAUGUCAGGGCGGGUGCGGAUGUCCCCAGGGGGCGUGUGCCCAGCAUCUGGAGAAAGACCCUGCGGAGGUUCGUGCAUGACUUCAGAGGGCUGGCAGCGGAGGAGGACGAGCUGCCGGUGAACAAGGCUGUGGCGGAGGUGACCAGCACCUUCCCCCGGGGUGCGGACGAGGACAGCAGCGGGGAGCGCCUGGAGGUGGCGCCCAAAGACCUGGCCCGUGAGGAGUUGCUGGGACGGGGGUACAAGGCCAAAGAAGAGACCAGAGGAGUGGAAAGCACAGGAGAGGACGGAGAAGCAGCCCCAAGAAGGUUCACAGUGACAGGCUUAGCAGAGGCUUUCUCUGACCUCAACCAGCUCCUUAAGAAGUUUCAGAGCAUGGACCCCAACCCGGAGAGGUUCUCCACAGUGGAGAGGGGCGUCCGGGCCGCGCUGUCUGUUUAUGAGCAAAUCUAUGAUGCCAGAAGGAAGCAAAAAAGCGAGGACAUGGUUCUGAAUGGAGCGGCACCUACGGGCGAGCCCCCGGCAGGCCCCUCGGGAGCCAUUGCCCAAGGUGGCAUUAUCGUCAUCGCCAGCGAUGGCACCAUGAGUGUCAUCGCCCCCGAGGACCUUGCCAUGGGACGCAGCAGGGAGGACAGUAGCGAUGUCAGUGACCCUGACCCCAUAUAGGCCCGGCCUUGUGUGUCAAGAGUUUUUCUAAUGAAAAGUUUAAUAAGAGUUAAAGUAUUUUUAAAUUAAAUUAAAAAAAAA